This is a messenger RNA of Daphnia magna, 647 nucleotides long. RefSeq lists its product as uncharacterized. The record is from RefSeq and is a predicted model, not a curated record. The transcript has a single exon. The coding region runs from base 1 to 612 and encodes 203 amino acids. Lineage: Eukaryota; Metazoa; Arthropoda; Branchiopoda; Diplostraca; Daphniidae.
AUGGAUCAGAACAGGCGUGACUACGUCAGCAACUUGUGCUCGCGGUUCGUCUCCGAUUACCUGAUGCAGCUGGAUAAUUUUCACGCAAAGGGAGCGUCGGGUAGAAAAAUCCGCGUCGGAGAAGUUGUCGUAAUCCACGACAAACUUUCCAAACGACUCAUGUGGAAGACGGGAGUAGUCAAGGAAUUACUCCCCAGCUGCGACGGCUUAGUCCGAUCCGCGAUCGUCAAGUUCCCAUCCGGUAAUUUAUUAACCCGAGCCAUUCAAUGUUUGUAUCCCGUAGAACUUAGAGAAGAUCAACCGGAAGAUGUGGAGAUCGCAGACGGUGUAUUGAAUCCGGAGCCAGCUGAAGCAACUGCUCCGCAAUUUCCAAAUCCACCCGAUCCGGCUCCAUUCCCAUUGCUUCCGAUCGAUCCAGCUGACGUCGAAGAAGAUGAUCAUGUGGCCAAUCCGGCCGCAACUGACGUCGGCGAGGUCGAGGCCCAAGGCAUGGGCUCUGGUGGGGAGUAUGUUGGAAACGAAAGACGUCCCCAACGGCCGACGAUGAGAUCCGGCCGAACAACCAGGAUUCCGGCCCAUUUACGGGAAUACGAUCUUCGGGGCCCCCGAUAGGUGGCCCCUUGUCACCCGCCCGACUGUACUGAUUC